This is a messenger RNA of Chaetomium fimeti, 1080 nucleotides long. RefSeq lists its product as uncharacterized. The coding region runs from base 1 to 1080 and encodes 359 amino acids. The transcript has 2 exons. Gene Ontology annotation, biological process: protein phosphorylation. The record is from RefSeq and is a predicted model, not a curated record. Gene Ontology annotation, molecular function: ATP binding; protein kinase activity. Lineage: Eukaryota; Fungi; Ascomycota; Sordariomycetes; Sordariales; Chaetomiaceae.
AUGGAAAAUCCCGAGAACGCCUCGGCUCGAUUGACUGGUGUCCGCUAUGUGGGCGAUGGCCGUGUUUUUUCGGCUGUAUUCACUUUUCAGUACAACGGCGCGCGCUUCGAAGUGGUGGCGGCUAGCCCCGAGGACGAGGCUGGUGGUGAAGCUCUUGUACCUCCCCUCUACAAGUUUGAUGAAUCUCUUGAAGGGAAAGCCCUGACGGAGAUUUCUGAUCUCUCCUGGGGCGAGUUUGAUGAGACAAGGGACAAGGCGACCGAACGUCUAGAGAAGGAGUUUGCGAAACUGGCCGCCGAUGCAUGCCUCCAGGCCAUGCAACAACUAGUACCAAUUCCGAUUCCGGAUACGCAGAUAUUGGAACAAUACCUUUACCCCCAGACCUACAUCUUGCAAAUCCUCACCGACUUCGAGCGUACUAAGCUUACAUGCCAAACUCUGGACGCCUACGCUGGGCUCUCCGACCGUCAUCCGCCUAUCUCUGAGGACGAACUGCGUGCAAUGGGACUCGAUCUUGAGACUACCGACAUUCCGCUUAUCAGGGCAUCACAAGUCAUCCUCGUCCGCCGUCUACAGGGGUUGGUCUGGAAAGUGAUGGUAGAUAGGGAAGAGCUGGUCUGUAAGGCCGCGAUCGACCGUUUCGAGCAUCCACUCGUAAACGAACUUGAGACGUAUCUCAAGGUUAGAUCGGCUGGGGUAGCAUUGAGGAUCCCGGAGUUGAAAGGGAUCGUGGUAUCCGAUAAGGGGGUGAUCGGUAUUCUCCUUGGAUAUAUUCCACACGAAUACCACAGCCUACGCGCUCUAUUGGCUGGUAUCGACGCUGGUUCUAUCUUGCCAGGGGAAGCGACUGUAUCCCUCAGGAGGAUCGAGGAGACUCUCAGGGGUUUGCAUCGCCUGGGGAUCCUGUGGCGUGACAUCAAAACUGACAACAUACUCAUCGACGAUGAUGAUGACGCUGUUGUGCUCGACUUUGGCGGGGGGAACACGGUGGGUUGGGUCGACCAGGACAAGUACGGCAGUAUGGACGGUGAGGAACAAGGACUCCUGAAGAUUAAGGAGGCCCUAGGAGUCGAGGUUUAG